Diversispora eburnea is the source of this 717-nucleotide messenger RNA. The record is from the annotation of a GenBank genome assembly. Lineage: Eukaryota; Fungi; Glomeromycota; Glomeromycetes; Diversisporales; Diversisporaceae.
AUGCUGAACGCAAUAUUUGCAACCAUUAGAUAUAAUGAAACUACUACCCUGAUUUGGUACAAUAAUAAGACAUUUACUCAUAAAGGUGUAUGCAUGUAUCUCAACAUAGAUGCUAUAUUCUCUGUAGUAAGAUUCACAGCACCGAUGAAUGGGAAUUAUAGCCUAGACGUGACGUUCACACACGUUGAUGAUAAUGCAACUACUCGACAUACAGGAUCAAUUGACAGCGGGGUUGCCGUAAGACCAUCGAUUUCAUUAGCCGUUGCCUCGGAUAAUUUGUUCAAUAACAAAAUGACUCUUGUCCGUGUGGAUAUUCGUUUAUUGGGCACAAAUUCAACGACUGAAUCCUCAAUAAACACGAAUCCAGCAAAUUCAACGUAUGGGAAUAAAGUGGGAAUUAUUAUUGGAACACUCGGAGCUUCAUUGACUGUUAUUCUGAGGAAAUCUUCACCAAUUAGACAAUUUACUUCACUUCGAGAACUUUAUAUGGAAGAUUGUGAAGAAUUAUCUAAUUUGGAUUGUUUAAUUUUUGCUUCAUUGUUUACACAAUUAACAAUUUUAAAUCAUUUUACAAAGAUUACCGAAUUAACUUUACUGAAUUUAAGUCUUGAACAAAUAAUAGCAGGUGGUAUUGUAAAGGAAGAGGAGGGGAGGAAUAAAACGAUUACUAUAAAACCUACAGUACAAGCUGUACAAGCGAAACUAUUUACAUUGAUG